UCUUUUCCCGCUAUCUUUUACCUAAUCCCUGUCUUGUUUUUUGGCGGCAAAAAGUUUCUUUCUUGAAAAAUAUCCUCAUCAUCUUCAUCAAUUGAUUACAAAAAACUUACAAUCAAAGGCUAUGAAUUCACGAGAGCUGAGUCUUAUCUCUACGGCCGCCGUAGCCGGUGCGGUUUUUUCCGCAAUCGCGAUUCGGUUUUUAGUAAACCCUAAGAAGAGUUUAAUUAAUAGUAAUUCAGAAGAACAAGUGUUGAAGAAGAAGAAUUCAUCUUGGAAAGAUCCUUACGAUCCCUCGAAACGAAAUGGAUACUUAUCAUGGGAUGACUAUUUUAUGGCUAUUGCAUUUCUAUCAGCUGAGAGAUCCAAGGACCCUAAUAGGCAGGUUGGGGCAUGCUUAGUUAGUCAAGAUGAUAUUAUACUCGGCAUUGGCUACAAUGGGUUUCCACGUGGUUGUUCUGAUGACAAACUUCCAUGGUCGAAAAAAUCCAAAAAUGGUGAUCCUCUGGAGACAAAAUAUCCUUAUGUUUGCCAUGCUGAAGUCAAUUGCAUCUUGAACAAGAAUCAUGCAUCUGCUGCAGGGCAGAAGCUCUAUGUAACAAUGUUCCCUUGCAAUGAGUGCGCAAAAGUUAUCAUUCAGUCCGGGGUUUCAGAAGUUAUAUAUUUCGUGGAAAAGAGUUUGGAGCACUCUGAUGUUAUUUACGUUGCUUCUCACAAGCUUCUAUCAAUGGCAGGCGUAAAAGUUAGAAGACAUCAGCCAAGAAUGAAUCAGAUUUUACUCAGUUUUCACGAGAAUUAAAACCUAAUUUCCUGUGUUCAUUUUCAAGAAGCCGAUGUGCUCUUCUGACUGACCAACUCGGCUCAAGUAAUAUUCUUUAAAUCUGAGGUAUCUUUCAAACGUGUCGUAAGUGUUUCUUCUUUUUCCGAAUCAACAACCAAGUUCCUGACUGUUCUCUAUCUGUUAUCGGGGUCAUGGGUUUGUAAUAGACUUGUAGGGAAGAAACAAUAUUUUACUGGCGUCA
This is a messenger RNA of Erigeron canadensis, 1019 nucleotides long. RefSeq names its product deoxycytidylate deaminase. Gene Ontology annotation, molecular function: catalytic activity. Lineage: Eukaryota; Viridiplantae; Streptophyta; Magnoliopsida; Asterales; Asteraceae. Bases 122 to 796 code for a protein of 224 amino acids. The record is from RefSeq and is a predicted model, not a curated record. The transcript is spliced from 9 exons.